AUUUUAUGAAGAACUGACCUUGAAUUUACGUAUACACUAAUACUGUGACUAUACUUUUCUGACUAUAGAUCUGGAUCUAGAGAAUAAUAAAUAGAUCUAAAUAAUAAUUUUAAAAAAGGCUUGCAAAACAUGGGUGGUCAUACCGACGAUGGAAAAUCUACAGAGAGCAGUUCUCUUACUGAUCCUAAGUACCAAAAUUUAGCGCUCGGCCUUUUUAGGACCAUUGAUAGAGGCGUAACUUACUUUCGAGAAAAUGUUGUGUUGCCACGUCAGAGUAAAAACAAAGAGAAGUUCUAUCAUAGGCAGUUCAGAAGAGUACCAACUGCUGAUCAAUGUGAUUUUCAAGAUCAUGUUUGUAUUUAUGAAGCUGACCAGCAGUUUGUCCGAGACAAAAUGGUUGACAGUAACAUAGUGAAAAUCCUAAGACAGAGAAAGAUUGAGUGUUUAGCUUGGGAAGGACCUGACGGGGACUACAAAUGUAGACAGAUUAUACAGGAGUAUGAGGAUGCUGCCACAAACUGGUUUAUCAAAUAUGGAGAUAUGAAAACCUACAAGAGUUCUGUUGAAGCCUACAUGAAACAGAAGCAUAGACUUAUCUGGGAAAGAAGAAAUCCUGACAAAAAGCUUCAUUAAAAAAACAACACUUGUUAUUACCCUAGUUUAAAUAAUUCUUACUCAAGUUAGUUUAUAAGUUGUUGAUAUAUUUCAACUUUCUUUCAUAGCUUGGUUUUUAUCAAAAGUUAAUAUUGUAUUUGUACUGUUGUAUGAUAUUUUGAAGAACUGAAAAACUUGGUCUAAAUGAUAUUUCGAUGUUUAUAAUCUGAUUGUGUGAACAGGAACUCUUCAAUAAAUAAAAAAAUAGAGACUUAGAUAUAUUUAGUUUUAAAAAUAAAUUUUAAAAACUUAUUGGUUGAUGUGCAAAUGAAACUAGCAUUAAACUGGAAAAUUUCAA
Messenger RNA from Biomphalaria glabrata, 952 nucleotides. Its product is annotated as NADH dehydrogenase [ubiquinone] 1 beta subcomplex subunit 10-like. The transcript is spliced from 4 exons. The coding region runs from base 130 to 633 and encodes 167 amino acids. The record is from RefSeq and is a predicted model, not a curated record. Lineage: Eukaryota; Metazoa; Mollusca; Gastropoda; Planorbidae.